Molecule: messenger RNA, 1519 nt
Organism: Salmo salar (Atlantic salmon)
Lineage: Eukaryota; Metazoa; Chordata; Actinopteri; Salmoniformes; Salmonidae
Product: reticulon-1-A
Biological process (GO): neuron differentiation; endoplasmic reticulum tubular network formation; brain development
Cellular component (GO): neuron projection; endoplasmic reticulum membrane; postsynaptic density
Source: RefSeq, a predicted model, not a curated record
GGGCCAAAAAAAGAUCCUUGCGAGGACCAUAGGAGUGCAGGGGGUUCUAGGAGAGCAGCAAGCAGCAAGAGGAAGCGAGUGGGGUGGGUUGUUUGCACAGCAAUCAGCUGCCAAAAUGGCCAUCAAAGUAAUGGACCUGAUCUACUGGCGGGAUGUGGGGAAGACAGGGCUGGUGGUCACAGGGCUGGUGAUAGGCCUGGCUAGCCUGUUCCAGCUCAGUUUCGUUACCAUGCUGUCCUACCUGUGUAUCUCCAUCAUGUGUCUCACCUUCCCCCUACGCCUCUACUACAAACUCCUAGAGCUGAUACAGAAGAUCCCUGAAGGAGUGCACCCCUUUCAGUCUUAUAUAGGAGACGACAGCUCUCUGACAGAUGAGGAGACUGUGUUGGUGGUGGAGGAGGUGGUGCUAAUGAUUGCCUUCGCCAUCACAGAGAUCAAACGCCUGCUCUUCAUCGACAGCAUCAUGGACUCCAUCAAGUUUGUGGUGCUGCUGUACGUGUUGACCUAUAUGGGCAUCACGACCAAUGGUCUGACCCUGGUGAUAGUUGGGGUCAUCUGUGUUUUCUCUCUUCCUCUGUUCUACAAACGAAUGCAGGGGCGAAUGAAAAGGAUUAGCAAAGCGGUCAGCGUCCUCCUGAGGAAAAUCAAAAACAUGUUUAAGAUGUUGUACAGUAAACUGAGACCCUCUCCUGUGACUACACCUGCCACAACCCUCACUCCCACCCCGGCCCCAAAACACAAACACAAGUCAAAGUGAUGAGACAGAGAAAGGGGGAUCUAUGGAAAAAAGAGGGGGUCACUCAUACUUCUUAUCUUAUCAUGCUACCUGGGAUCAGAGGCUGGGCAACUCUGACGAGGGGAGUUGGGGUACGGGGGGGGGGCUACUGGUGCUUUUAUAUUUCCAUUUUCUCAUUGUGGUGUCUGUGAAUGGAAGCAAGAUUUCAAAUCCAGUGUUUGGUCUUGGUACAUAUAGGCCUACUGAAGAUGUUUACAGACAAAUGCAUCAUUUUUCGUCACAUAUCUUUUUCUCGAGGCACUAGCUGACAGCCACAAAGUCAUAAAAUCUGAUUUUAAACCUAACCUUAACCACACUGCUAACCCUAAACUUAAAUUAAGACCAAAAAGUACAUUUUAGUUUUCAUGAAUUUUUUAAAAUAAAUUAUAGCCAAUUACAACUUUACAGCUGGCCUAUCUAAGAGGAAAUCGCUCACUUAUGCCUCCAGGUCAAGACAGAAGGGAAUUUUUAUUUAAAUCUAAAAGACAACAAGCUUGCCUUGUCAUGAGUCAAAUAUUUGUUUUUAUACCACAUAACACAUGCCAUCUUAGACAACACAGGGUGCAUACUGGCUAUCUAACCACAUGCCCAAAACUGUCAUUGACUUUGAGAGUACACUCAAAGUGUGAGAAUGGGUACUUACUCAAAGUAAGUGUAAGAAUGGGUGAAUGGGUACUUACUCAAAAGUGGCAAACUUUUGGGGGGAUUUUUGCUUACAUUUUUGAAUAAAUGUUUCACAAUUUC